Messenger RNA from Botrytis fragariae, 210 nucleotides. RefSeq lists its product as uncharacterized. The transcript is spliced from 2 exons. The coding region runs from base 1 to 210 and encodes 69 amino acids. The record is from RefSeq and is a predicted model, not a curated record. Lineage: Eukaryota; Fungi; Ascomycota; Leotiomycetes; Helotiales; Sclerotiniaceae.
AUGCUGUCCUCGCGGCUAUCCAAGCCGUGUUAUGAUAAAGAGCUCUCGUAUCGAUACCUCGCAGUUAACAAUUUUACCUUUUGGGAGCACAGCAAGGGCACGAGUCAGCUUUCAAUGGAAGAGGUGCAGAAAGGAGGAUUCGAUAUAGUCUUCACUCACGCCAUAUAUCUCACCCAGCACUGCCUUUUCCUUUGGGACAAGCAAAUCUAA